Chrysoperla carnea is the source of this 570-nucleotide messenger RNA. RefSeq lists its product as uncharacterized. Lineage: Eukaryota; Metazoa; Arthropoda; Insecta; Neuroptera; Chrysopidae. The transcript has a single exon. Gene Ontology annotation, molecular function: nucleic acid binding. Bases 1 to 570 code for a protein of 189 amino acids. The record is from RefSeq and is a predicted model, not a curated record. Gene Ontology annotation, biological process: DNA integration.
AUGUGUAAAUUGAUGAAAGUAUCACGUAGUGGUUAUUAUGAAUGGUUAAAUAAUUCUGGAUGUAAUAGGGAUCGAGAAGAUCAUGAAUUAACAAACAAAAUUGAAAUUAUCUUUAAAGAAGGUAGAAGUAAGUACGGCACUAGAUCUAUUAAAAAGGAGCUAUCUAGACAAAGUAUCAUUGUUAGUAGGAGGCGCAUUGCAAAACUAAUGAAAAAAGCGAGUCUAAUAUGUAAAACUAAGCGUAAAUUCAAAGCAACUACUGACGCUCAUCAUAACAAGCAAAUUGCUCCGAGUUUAUUAGAGAGAAAUUUUACAGUUCCUGAGGCUAAUUGUUAUUGGGUUGGAGAUAUAACUUAUAUUCCAACUAGUGAAGGGUGGUUAUAUUUAGCAACGGUUAUUGAUCUAUUUUCUAGAAAAAUUAUAGGAUGGUCUAUGAGUAAUAAUAUGAAGGCUGAUUUGGUUAAUAAUGCUUUAUUAAUGGCAAUAUGGCAGCGUAAACCAGCAAAAGGUCUUAUUUGUCAUACUGAUAGAGGAAGCCAAUAUUGUUCUGAUAGUCAUUUAAAAAUUUAA